GGAGAAAGAAGAAGAAGACGAAGAGGAAGAAGAAGUGAGAGUAGAAGCAGAGACAGAAGAAAGAACUGAGCUCUGAAGAUGAAGGUGUGCCUGCUGGUUCUGGGUCUGUCCCUGGUUCUGGUGGUCUGCGUUGCCCGGUCUCCGUACCAGGCGGUCCUGCAGCACAGCCGGAUCCGAGGCCGGCAGCAAGGGCCGAAUGUCUGUGCGAUGCAGCAGCUCAAAGGAACCAACAAGAAGUACUUCACCAACUGCAAACAGUGGUACCACCGCAAGAUCUGUGGGAAACCCACGGUGAUCACCUAUGAGUGCUGUCCCGGUUAUGAGAAGAUUCCUGGAGAGAGAGGCUGUCCUGCUGCGCUGCCUCUGGUGAACAUCUACAACACUCUGGGCGUAGUUGGAGCCUCCACCACUCAGAUGUACUCUGAACGAGCUCAGCUGAGGGAGGAGAUCGAAGGACCGGGCAGCUUCACCUUCUUCGCCCCGAGCAACGAGGCCUGGGCCGCCCUGCCGACGGAGAUCCUGGACGCUCUAGUGAGCAACGUGAACAUCGAGCUGCUGAACGCUCUUCAUUACCACAUGGUGAGCCGCCGGCUGACCUCCGAGGAGCUGAGACACGGAUCUUCCUUCGCCUCCAUGUACCAGGACUUCCACGUCCACAUCCACCACUACAGCAACGGGAUCGUGACGGUGAACUGCGCUCGACUGAUCAAACCCGACCAACACGCCACCAACGGCAUCGUGCACGUGGUCGACCGCGUCAUCACCGCCAUCUCCAACACCGUGCACACGCUGCUGGACGUGGACGACGACCUGGAGACACUGCGUACGGCGAUGGCGGCUGCAGGUCUGACCACCAUGUUGGAGAACGACGGUCAGUACACCAUCUUCGCUCCCACCAAUGACGCCUUCGAGAAGAUUCCUCAGGAGACCCUGAACCGGAUCCUGGGAGACCCCGUGGCUCUGAGAGACCUGUUGAACUACCACAUCCUGAAGAACAUGCAAUGUGCCGAGUCCAUCGUGUCGGGGACGCCGAUGGAGACUCUGCAGGGCACCACGCUGGAGGUCGGCUGUGAUGGAGACCAGAUGACCCUGAACGGGAAGGCCAUCAUCACCAAGAAAGACCAGCUGGGAACCAACGGAGUCAUCCACUACAUCAACGAGCUGCUCAUCCCCGACUCAGCCAAAGUUCUGCUGGAGCUGGCUGAGGGUCCAACUGUUGCCACGGCGACCAGGCUGUUCGUGGAGGCCGGUCUGUCCUCCCACCUGACGGGCUCCGAGGCUCUGACCAUGCUGGCUCCUCUGGAGGACGCCUUCAAAGGAAGUGACACAACGAUGACACCUGACUUGAGGAAGCUGAUGACCAAUCACCUGCUGAAGGACCAGCUGUCCUCUAAGUCUCUGUACCACGGUCAGGAGCUGGAGACGCUGGGAGGCCUCCGACUCCGAGUGUUCGUCUACAGAAACAACCUUUGCAUUGAGAACGCCUGCAUCGCGGCUCACGAUAAGACGGGACGCUACGCCACCAUGUUCACUGUGGACAAAGUCCUCACGCCGCCGAUGGGAACCGUUAUGGACGUCCUGAAGGCCGACGACCGCUUCAGCCUCCUGGUCGGAGCCGUCCAGAGCGCCGGGAUGACGGAGCUGCUCAACCAGCAGGGGGCGCUGACCUUCUUCGCUCCCACCAACGACGCCUUCAACGCUCUGCCUCGACCCGACCUCAACAACCUGAUGCGUAACAGUCAGGAGCUGUCCGGUGUGCUCAGGUAUCACCUGGGGGAGGGCAUGCUGGUUAGCGGAGGAGUGGGAUCUCACACCAGGGUCCAACCUCUGCAGGGAGAGAAGCUGGAGCUCGGCGUGCGUAACUACACGGUGUACGUCAACAAGGUCCCAGUGGCCGACGCAGACCUGAUGGCGACUAACGGGGUCGUCCACGCUGUCAACAGCUUCAUCAAACCUCUGCCUCCAAAGGUGGACAGAGAACAGGCCGAUGGACCUGCAGCUGCCUUCAGACCGGCGGCCUCCUCCAGGGUGGACUCCAAGAGCUUCAGGGACGAUGAAAUGUUCCAGAAGGUGGUCCGCAGUCGCUCCAGCAAAACGAUGAACCAGUAGAACCGAGCAGAACAUCUGAGGAACCAAAGAACAGAACGUGUUCUGGUCCUGAAGGAAAAAUCCCCCUGAAGUCUUUGAACGCAUCAGUUUGUUGUGUUUCAUCUGAAACAGAAACAAACUUCUUCUUUUAGUUUAGACCGUUUUGAUAACUGCAGCUGAUGAUUGACGGAUCAAACACAACAGUUUAUUAAAACCGUCUUCAGAAUGUGAGAAAAUAUAAACUGAGAGCUGCAUGUUUAUGUGUUUUAUGAAGUCUCCGUCCACUAAUUCUCCUUUUUCAUGUUAAUGAGCCUCAUUUAAUACCAAAGACACACACAGUGAGAUGAUCAGCGUCUUCAGAGAACAUGAGAACAUAAAACGGUCACAUGUCACUCAGCUGAAAACCUAUUGAUUGUUCUGUCAUAUUAUUAGCUUUUGUUUCUAGUGAGUGGAACCUGGAGAAGAGAUCAUGAAAUAAAAAAACCUCCUGUUUGGUAGUUAUUAUGGAAAAGACAACAACCAGUUCCACCAGUUCAACCAGUCCUUACCUUGGUAUGAAUGUGUGUAAAUGCAGGAAACCCCUGCGAAACCAAACAGUUGAUCACUGAUCAAUACCUGUGUCAUCGUUCUGUGUUGGAGGACCUCGGGGGUUUUGUUCAGUGUAAAGGAGAAAGAAGAAGAAAUAAUGUUUUUUUAUUAUUAUUUUUUACCGACUUGUUUGUUUUUCUUUUCUUUGUUUUUAAAAAUAAUAGUUUUGACCAAAAGUCAUUUCUGAAAUCCAAAGUUUGAACUUUCACAUGUAAAACUUUUGUAAAGUGUGUUUUUGUUGUUGUUGUUUACUGUGCGUGUUGUCGUCCUGCAGCAUGUCAGCAGGUCUGAGCUCAAACAAACAAUCAAACAAACAAACAAUCAAACAAACAAUCAAACAAACAAUCAAUCAAACAAACAUGAAACAAACAUCAAACAAUCAAACAAAACAAACAUCAAACAAACAAACAUCAAACAAACAUCAAACAAACAAACAUCAAACAAACAUCAAACAAACAUCAAUCAAACAAACAUGAAACAAAGGGACAUGAAGCGUUCAUGGAGCUUUUUAGGACGUUUUUUCUUUGUGUUUUUGUAAAAUAAAACCGAAAAAUGAG
Messenger RNA from Anoplopoma fimbria (sablefish), 3233 nucleotides. RefSeq names its product transforming growth factor, beta-induced (gene tgfbi). Gene Ontology annotation, cellular component: extracellular matrix. Gene Ontology annotation, molecular function: cell adhesion molecule binding. The coding region runs from base 79 to 2109 and encodes 676 amino acids. Lineage: Eukaryota; Metazoa; Chordata; Actinopteri; Perciformes; Anoplopomatidae. The record is from RefSeq and is a predicted model, not a curated record. Gene Ontology annotation, biological process: extracellular matrix organization; cell adhesion. The transcript has 17 exons.